Molecule: messenger RNA, 2139 nt
Organism: Alternaria conjuncta
Lineage: Eukaryota; Fungi; Ascomycota; Dothideomycetes; Pleosporales; Pleosporaceae
Exons: 3
Coding region: 1-2139 (712 amino acids)
Source: RefSeq, a predicted model, not a curated record
AUGAUCACAACAACAACAGCUGGCAGCGUCUUUCUGGACCGCGCGCCUCUCUGCCCAUCUCCCCUCCACAUCCAGAAGAUAUCGCGGAAAGCUACUUUUCGAAGGCGAAUAUUCCGUAAGUCUACUCCUACCUAUAGCGACGAUCAGUACGUGUUCGGUCCGCUAGACGACAUCAUCGACGAGAUCAAGAGCGAUAUCUGGGAGUCACCACCUGACUACAGCUUCAACUCAUCCGUCUUUGACUGGGCGCAGCCGCUCAGAGCACCUUUGUCGUGGACCGUAACACCUCUGCCUGUUAGUCGCGCUCCGAGCGACCAACCUCUGACGAUACGCAAGAACAGAAACAGUCGGUCCUCAGCCUCAGGAUCCAGUUUUGGAGAUCAGAUGGCGUUCUCGCGCAAGAACAGCCAUGUCGAGCCCGAAAACGGCGACCCAGUACGUUCCAUGCCUACCACUGCACUUACCCCUUGGCCGUUGAUCGAUGUGGCGUCGAGCGAGUCUGCGUACCCUCUCUUUGUCGCCGAUAGCGCUGAACACAUGAACGCGCAACAGGCCCUCGAGAAGGCGAUUAGCAACACUGAAGGUAGCACCGAACCCCUGAAGCGGCGCAUGUCGUCAAAGCUUCGAUCGUUCACCAGUGGUCUACCUCUCUUACGUCGUCACAACACUGGAGAGACUAGCGCUGGUAUUAGCGGUUCGCCGAGUGCAACGUCGCCAACAGCAGCUACAGUGCUUGCGGCUCACGAUGAGGCUGGAGAAGGCUCAGAAGUCAAGCGUCCGGACGACCAAGCUGUCGAGGCCUACCUGCUGAGCAACGCCCGCAACGGAGACGAGUUCACCUCCCUCAUGGGAUGCAUCUCGAAGCGCAUUCCUUCCCCGACUGACUUUGAUCAUGAGGCUUCGGAGGCACAGGUGUCAGACUUGACCUCACACUUGCCGACAACCCUGCGCGCAGCGGUUAGACUGUUCCCUGAGGUCAAGCUUCUCACAGAGGAUUACCAAGACAUCGGCGUUGCUAUCGAAAUUGAGGGUGUCCUGCACAACCGAAAGCCUCUGCCUGACACCGGUAUUGAUGUGAUCUUCGUGGUAGACAACGGAAUCGCGCAUUCUGGCUCACAACUCUGGCAUCCGCCUCGUCCAAACCCCACCAUGGGUGAUGUCAUUCUUGGCAUCGCCGGAUCAAUGGCGGGCGAGCACCUCAAGGCUGGUCGAACUCAUGUCAUCGUACUGUCUCCUGCGGCUCAUGUCUUGCACAAGGUAUCGAAAUCCUUCCCGGAUAUCUACAUUCACCGCAUCAAUCCUGCGUUCCUCCCGUAUCGCCGCGAACCAGAGUUUCAGGAUACCAUCUGUCUUAAAGACUGCUGCAAGAACGUCUUCGCUAGCAACUGGUCCAAGUACCAAUCCACGUCCGGUCGCAUCAAGCGCAUCUUGAAGAAUGCCCGCUCUGAGCAACCCGUUGGGGAACUGCUUGAUUUGAAGGUCGAAAUUCGGACCAAGGCAGGUUGCGAGGUUCUCGUUGAGUCUGGAAGCAAAGAGAUUCGUCGACUGUUUCCGGGACAAGUGCACACCCUCUUCGUCUGGAUUCGCAUCAAUAAGGCUGAGACUCAGGGCGUCAACCUCAAUUCCGACAACCCAAUUCUUAACUCAUGCCUUGACGCCAAUGGGCUGAGACAGGAGCUGCAGAACUGUGUCCGUGUGGGUGCCACCAAGGUAAACCCUCUUGACGUGCAGCUCAUGCAUCGCAGCUCGCUCCACCCGACGCGAUCUUGGAUGUAUACGGAGGCUCAACUCAUCCUCACUCGCGAGCUUGGCGGGCUGGCACCUCUUCUGGACACAUCCAUGGAGUUUUACAAGCGUCAGCUUUUCUGCAACCUUUCUCGAGUGUCGGCAGACGAGGCUAAAGUCGUGGCUGAAGCGACUCUGAACACCCUCCCCAAAGAUCAUGAACAAGCAAAUAUGCUACUGGAGCGCAUGUCGCAGGAGAUCGAGCUUCACUUGGCGAUCCGCAAGUAUGAGAAGGAAUACCGACAGAGGCUCCCGCUGUGCCCCGGUCCCACCGACGUGGAAGCAUCUCACAAGUGGCUUCACGAGCUGUGGGCUCGUAGGAGGAACAAGCGCAGCGGCUCAGACGUGGCCUGA